This is a messenger RNA of Spea bombifrons (plains spadefoot toad), 748 nucleotides long. It is a transcript of the gene PAXX, whose product is annotated as PAXX non-homologous end joining factor. Gene Ontology annotation, biological process: double-strand break repair via nonhomologous end joining. The transcript is spliced from 7 exons. Gene Ontology annotation, molecular function: molecular adaptor activity. NCBI's taxonomy places the organism in Eukaryota, Metazoa, Chordata, Amphibia, Anura, Pelobatidae. Bases 37 to 654 code for a protein of 205 amino acids. Gene Ontology annotation, cellular component: site of double-strand break; nonhomologous end joining complex; nucleus. The record is from RefSeq and is a predicted model, not a curated record.
GUGCUUUCGCCCCGCCUACUCCAGGAAGUGCACACAAUGGAUGCCCGGGUGCAGGCGUUUGUGUCUUUGUGCUCGCUGAGCCACAAGGGACAGAGAUAUUUGUGUCAUGGCGGAGUCCGCGACCUGCGCUCCGGCGGCCUGGAGAUCACUGUAACGAACGGCAUUGAGGUCUGGAGAUCUGAAUUAUCCAAGGAGACCCUGGAGGAGUGGGAGACAUCUGGGAGUUUCGGGUCUCCGGAGGACAGCGCAGGAGCCCUGCGAAGGAUUUUUGAGCGGGUGACCCCGGUUCUGGAUGUGAACGGCAGCCUGGCCACCCUGAGCCUCUCGCUCCAUUCUGGAAACGUGACCCUGGAGCUUUUCAAGCUGUCCAUCUCCGAGACGCGCAUGCACCUCCAGACCCUGCUCUUUGAUUUGGCCGACCGGGUGCAGGAUCUUGAAAAGUGCCAGAGGGGAGGCAGCGAAUCGGCAGCACCCAGUCCCGUGAAAGCAGCUUCACUUAACAAUUUAAUGCCCAUUCCAGACAUUGAAGCUCGUAGACGAGGCCACGGGACCUCGAUCACAAAUAUUAAGAAGAGGCUGCCGGGAGAGUCGCUCGUCAACCCCGGGUGCAAAAGAAAAAAACCUGCGACGGGGGUAGAUUUUGAAGAAUCCUGACGAAAACAUCCAAAAACACGGCGCUGAUGUGAGUGAGCGCCCCUGGAGCGCCACCUCCUGAUGGGUCAAUCGUACUGCAGUCACCAAAGAAAAA